Dermatophagoides pteronyssinus (European house dust mite) is the source of this 1026-nucleotide messenger RNA. RefSeq lists its product as uncharacterized. Gene Ontology annotation, cellular component: nucleus. Lineage: Eukaryota; Metazoa; Arthropoda; Arachnida; Sarcoptiformes; Pyroglyphidae. Gene Ontology annotation, molecular function: DNA-binding transcription factor activity, RNA polymerase II-specific; RNA polymerase II cis-regulatory region sequence-specific DNA binding. The record is from RefSeq and is a predicted model, not a curated record. Gene Ontology annotation, biological process: regulation of transcription by RNA polymerase II.
ACUACAGAAAAUUCUAAAAAUUUUAAUGAUGUAUUUUUAAUGCGAUCAUUUCCGCUCACAACACAGCAUCAUAAUUCAUUAUAUUACAAUGGAGAUAACCAAUGGCUAUCGAAACAAUCAUCAUAUAUUUUUUGUCAUUGGUUAAACUGUACACAAUCAUUUUUGACCAUAAAAGAAUUGGUAGAUCAUAUUGAACAUAACCAUGUUGAUUUACAGCGACAUGCGAAUGGAAAAUUUUUCGUUUGUAAAUGGAAUGAUUGUAAACGUAAUGGAAAACCAUUCGAUCAUCGUUAUAAAUUGAUCAUUCAUAUGAAUGUUCAUUCUGGUUAUAAACCAAAAAUAUGUCCUUAUGAUGGAUGUGAAAAAAGUUUUUCACGUCAAGAAAAUCUCAAAAAUCAUUUACGUACGCAUACAAAAGAGAAACCAUAUUGUUGUGAGAUUGAUGGUUGUAUGAAAACGUUUACGAAUACAUCCGAUAGAGCUAAACAUCGUCGAAUACAUCGAGAUCCGAAACCAUGUCGAUGUAAAUAUCCCGGUUGUACAAAUGCUUAUACCGAUCCAAGCUCAUUGCGUAAACAUCGUAAAAAGAAACAUGAAUCACAGCCGAAUGCAUCUAUUACUACUCAAAAUCUUUCGAAAUCAUGGUCGAUUGAUUGCAGUAGUGCAAGUACAUUCGCCAAUUAUGAUUCAAAUUUGGCAAAUUCGUGGACAAAUUCAUCGUUCACUAAUUAUGAAACAAGUGUAUUUGAUUCGAAUAAUAAUGAUUUUCAAAAUUAUAAUCAUCAUGAUUCGUUGCAAUUACAAAAUGAUUCAAAUGUGAAUCAAAAUCCAGCACCAUGUUUUCCAUUUCAAAUGCAAAUGGCAACAAAUAAUCCAAACAUUAAUUUUAAUUAUCAUUCAAAUGAUCAACAAGUAGAUUAUGGAGAAACAAACUACAGCAAUUACAAAAAUGAUAAUAAUAAUAAUAAUCAAUCAUGGCAAACUCUACAUAAAACUUUGUUUGUUUAUUAAAUAAUUUUUUCAGAU